AUGAGUUUCGUCGCAAAACCGUGGAAGCGACUUGGGACGCGGUGUGACGUGCCAGCAGUCGAACUCACUCAGCUACAUUUGGCUUGCCCGGCUUGUGAUCAAUACUUCGGUUUGUUAAAUCGCCAAAUUGUAGGUGGAACAUUGGUUUCUUGGACGACACUACUCAAGAAUCCGUCCUGUCGUAAUUUUCAGCUGUGA
This is a messenger RNA of Plasmopara halstedii, 198 nucleotides long. RefSeq lists its product as uncharacterized. The transcript has 3 exons. The record is from RefSeq and is a predicted model, not a curated record. The coding region runs from base 1 to 198 and encodes 65 amino acids. Lineage: Eukaryota; Oomycota; Peronosporomycetes; Peronosporales; Peronosporaceae.